CAACUUGUCGACAAUUUGGGUUCAUCACUUUCGCUGGAGUGGAUAAGAGGUGCGUUUCACAAGGCAGUGCCGGGGCUUCCUCGCAAAACCUCCACACAAAUUUAAUAGAGAACUCAGACAACGACCAAAAAGGGAACUGACCGAGGAAAGCGAUGGGCGGUCUUGUACGAACAGCGCUGUACGCGUGUGGUGUUCUUCUGCUGGUAAACUUCGCAUCCUGUCGCAAGACAAAAGGCAGUAAGUCAACGAUCGCUCCCUAUAAACCGACUACCAAAGGCACCAAAGGCACCCCGGCAGAGAAGACUUUAUCAGCGAAGUGGAGUACGGUGACGUGCCACCAGGUGUCCGGUACAUGCAGCAGCUCCUGUGGUAGAGGAAAGGUAGAGCUUCAUGGUAUCGGAGGGUGCAUAACCGGCGUCUGUUGUGUCGACAAAGACGAAGGACCCUGUAAAGGAUACUGCGGAGGAAAUUGCCUGAGCUCGAAAUACGUGGAUAAAUACUGCACACAGAAAGGUUACGUCGCAUUGAAUGAGUCCGUUUGUGUGGACAGUUCUAAAACAUGUUGUGUACCAAGUUCCACAAAGGCAGAAUGCAGCAAUAAAGAUCACUGUGGACCACCACCCGUAGUGGCGAAUGCUGAAACGUCAAGCACGUUGUCGUCUGCUCAUGGUUCCGUGCUACGAUAUCAGUGUAAGAGUGGCUUUGCUGACAAAGCUGAAUCCUCCAGGUUUUACCGCUACAAGCACCGCGGUGCUUAUUACUGCAGAGACGGCGCCUGGAUAAGCUACAUGCCUAUCAAUUGUCAGCAAAUUUGUCAAAAACCCCCCACGUUAGCCAAUGCCGUUGUUUCUGGAGCACCUCUCAGCGCAGCUAAUAUCUUCCAAGACGACACUGUGACUUAUUCGUGUAAAACUGGAUAUGCCCAAAAUGGCGGAUCUGCUAUCAGGACCUGUACAAAUGGUGCUUGGAAGGGGAGUGACAUCGUAUGUCUACGUCCCUGUGGACCUCCACCCGUAGUGGCGAAUGCUGAAACGUCAAGCACGUUGUCGUCUGCUCAUGGUUCCGUGCUACGAUAUCAGUGUAAGAGUGGCUUUGUUGACAAAGCUGAACCCUCCAGGUAUUACCGCUACCGCGGUGCUUAUUACUGCAGAGACGGCGCCUGGAUAGGCUACAUGCCUAUCAAUUGUCAGCAAAUUUGUCAAAAACCUCCCACGGUAGCCAAUGCCGUUGUUUCUGGAGCACCUCUCACCGCUGCUAAUAUCUUCCAAGACGACACAGUGACUUAUUCGUGUAAAACUGGAUAUGCCCAAAAUGGCGGAUCUGCUAUCAGGACCUGUACAAAUGGUGCUUGGAAGGGGAGUGACAUCGUAUGUCUACAAAUUUGUCAAAAACCCCCUACGGUAGCCAACGCCGUUGUUUCUGGAACACCUCUCACCGCUGCUAAUAUCUUCCAAGACGACACAGUGACUUAUUCUUGUAAAACUGGAUAUGCCCCAAAUGGCGGAUCUGCUGUCAGGACCUGUACUAACGGUGCUUGGGAGGGAAAGGACAUCGUAUGUCAGCGAAUUUGUCAAAAACCUCCCACGGUAGCCAAUGCCGUUGUUUCUGGAGCACCACUCACCGCUGCUAAUAUCUUCCAAGACGACACAGUGACUUAUACGUGUAAAACUGGAUAUGCCCAAAAUGGCGGAUCAGCUGUCAGGACCUGUACAAACGGUGCUUGGAAGGGGAGUGACAUCGUAUGUCAGCAAAUUUGUCAAAAACCUCCCACGGUAGCCAAUGCCAUUGUUUCUGGAGCACCUCUCAGCGCUGCUAAUAUCUUCCAAGACGACACAGUGACUUAUUCGUGUAAAACUGGAUAUGCCCCAAAAGGCGGAUCUGCUGUCAGGACCUGUACAAAUGGUGCUUGGAAGGGGAGUGACAUCGUAUGUCAGCAAAUUUGUCAAAAACCUCCUACGGUAGCCAACGCUGUUGUUUCUGGAGCACCUCUCACUGCUGCUAAUAUCUUCCAACAUGACAAAGUGACUUAUUGGUGUAAAACUGGAUAUGCCCAAAAUGGCGGAUCUGCUGUCAGGACCUGUUCUAACGGUGCUUGGAAGGGGAGUGACAUCGUAUGUCAGCAAAUUUGUCAAAAACCUCCCACGGUAGCCAAUGCCGUUGUUUCUGGAGCACCUCUCAGCGCAGCUAAUAUCUUCCAAGACGACACAUUGACUUAUUCGUGUAAAACUGGAUAUGCCCAAAAUGGCGGAUCAGCUGUCAGGACCUGUACUAACGGUGCUUGGAAGGGAAAGGACAUCGUAUGUCAGCAAAUUUGUCAAAAACCUCCUACGGUAGCCAAUGCUGUUGUUUCUGGAGCACCUCUCAGCGCUGCUAAUAUCUUCCAAGACGACACAGUGACUUAUUCGUGUAAAACUGGAUAUGCCCAAAAUGGCGGAUCAGCUGUCAGGACUUGUACCAACGGUGCUUGGAAGGGAAAGGACAUCGUAUGUCAGCAAAUUUGUCAAAAACCUCCUACGGUAGCCAACUCCGUUGUUUCUGGAGCACCUCUCAGCGCUGCUUAUAUCUUCCAAGACGACACAGUGACUUAUUCGUGUAAAACUGGAUAUGCCCAAAAUGGCGGAUCUGCUAUCAGGACCUGUACAAACGGUGCUUGGAAGGGGACUGACAUCGUAUGUCUACAGACUUGUAGCGACCCCAGGAAGCUCUCCAAGUUAAGAUUCUUGACAAAAUCUACACUUUUCAAAGAAGGAGAUACCGUCAAAUACAUGUGUGAAUACCAGCCCGGGACAACGGCAAUGUUACUGUGUUCAGAUGGAGCGUGGGUGCACAGCGGCACCAAAUGUUCUGAAAGAUGCCCAGAACCCCCUACUUUCAUCCAUGCCACUUUAGUAAACAAUAAAACAUACGUAGAAGGCGACCAAGCAGUGUACGUGUGUAAUAAAGGGUAUAUCAACAAAGACGGCUUAAGAACCUUGACCUGUGUUUCUGAAAAAUGGGACGGCAAAGGCAUUAAGUGCACGAAGAUUUGCCCGCAGCCACCACUUUACCAGUUCGCCCAAAUGGUUGAAAAUGCAUCGGCAAUCUACAGCAGCGGGGACUCCGUGAACUACAAAUGUUCGAAGGGCUACGAACCUUCCAACCCCAUCAACGUUAUGUGUACUGACGGCUUUUGGGUCAACCCUUCGAAUAAGACUUGUAAAAGAGCGUGUCCUACGCCACCAUCCAUUCCUGAUACCACAAUAAGUCCCCAAAUCGGAAAAAGCGUUCCCACUGAGGGAGACGCGUUCACGUACAGCUGUGCCUCUGGUUUUGUGUCCACUGGCUCUGAACAGACACACGUUAAAACCUGCCGGGACGGUAAAUGGACCCAGGGUAGCAUUCAGUUUCAGUGCAAAAGGACAUGCCCAUCUCCACCAAAAUUUAAUAACACCAACCUGUUAUCUUCGCCGAGUGCCACGUAUGUUGAAGGCAAGACGGUCACUUACCGAUGCCAGAAAGGACACCAGCACUCUAAAGACCCAGCGGAAAUCCAUCUGAUGACUUGUUCUGACAGUGGUGUGUGGAAGGGAUCAACAUUUAUUUGCAAACGUACUUGUACACCCCCACCAAGUGUCCAGAACACCAACGUUGUGAUGCCGGUGUUACCAAUUGUAGAGGGCAGCAGUGCAUACUACAUCUGUAAAGGCAACUCCGUGCAAGCUGGUGGUUCCUCUAUCAAAACCUGCGUCGGAGGCAGUUGGGAGGGAGUUGAUAUCAUCUGUGAAAAGUUCUGCAGCGGGUUGCCAUAUGCUGAAAAUGCAGACACCUUGAUAGAUCAUUUCCCUGACGGGAAACUAAAAGAGGGUGCUCGAAUAAUCCAUCGUUGCAAGAUAGGCUACAUUAAGGCUGAGGGUGACGAUACAAGAACAUGUACUAAUGGCACGUGGUCAGGAAAAACAUUCAAGUGUGAAAUGAUUACCACCCGUGUAACGUCACCCAAACCGGUGUCUACGGCUCAGAUGAAGACGACUACGACACCUAAGACUGUAGAGACCACGGACACGGGAUCGGGAGCCAUUGCAAACGACGCACUGGUGGAAGAGUACCUUUUGGGUUGAUUUUCAGAGAAAGAAGCAGCAUUCAUUUCAAUACUUAUAUAACAGCUGACAAACUGAAAUUGAAUAAAGGACAGAAUUCCAUUUUCUUUAAGACAUCUGAGUAAAUUCUGAAAUUCAUAAAGUGCUCCCUUUCCUUUUAUCAGACUAAUGUCUAAACGUUUUACGGGGAAUAAUGGCUUAAAUUUUGGGGCUUGUAUAUACACAUACAAUUGUACCUUUAGGAUCCAGGAUGUAUUGAGUUGAAGCAUAUCGAGGAGAUUUUAGUGCGUCAUUUCAGUUUAUUUUCAUUAAAGUGUUUUCUGAAUAAAACAGCGGUGUCGUAAAGAAAACAAUAAGAUAGGAGGAAUUUGAUUUCGUUUCGAACAAUUCCAUUGGUCGGGAAUAUUGGAUAUCUUAUACAAAAUUCUUGCUGUUGUGAUUUUUCACGUUUUCGAAAGUAAAAAACUAAGCAAAAAGAUCAUCCAUUUUCACACUUAAAAACAUUUAGUUUCUGAACCACCUUGUAAGCGACGUGCUUUAAAAUUUCACGCUUCGAUAUGGAUAUCUGAACAUUCAUCAAAACCAAGCAUUUUAAAAGAAUAAAUAAUUAAUGUUCCA
Messenger RNA from Lingula anatina, 4694 nucleotides. Its product is annotated as complement receptor type 2. Lineage: Eukaryota; Metazoa; Brachiopoda; Lingulata; Lingulida; Lingulidae. The record is from RefSeq and is a predicted model, not a curated record.